Molecule: messenger RNA, 894 nt
Organism: Hevea brasiliensis (rubber tree)
Lineage: Eukaryota; Viridiplantae; Streptophyta; Magnoliopsida; Malpighiales; Euphorbiaceae
Exons: 7
Coding region: 1-894 (297 amino acids)
Cellular component (GO): nucleus; exosome (RNase complex)
Source: RefSeq, a predicted model, not a curated record
AUGGGGUCUGAACCAUGUGGUGAACCAGAUGCAAGUACAUCAGAGCCAUUGCAUCUUAAGAGGAAAAAUGUUGCAAAUGUACUAAGCUCUCCAUCACAUGAUCCUAAUAUUUCAGCAGAUGAAGACGAGGAGACAUCUCCACUAGACCAUGAAACUGCAACAUUAAGUUCUGAACUAUUUGCGCGGCUAGGAAGGAGAAUUUUGCCAAAGAAUAAUGUUUUAUCCAACUUUGAGCCUGCAAAUGAGCUGGGGACUGAAAAUGACAAUGGAAGUGACAGAACUCAGACAAACAAUGGCAGUGUUCCAUUAUCAGAGGCAGGAAGAAAUCAAGAAUUUAAUCUUGAAGAUGGUUCUCUAUGGCUAUUCUCAAAUUUACUUCAAAAGGAUUUGCCUGCUGAUGAGCCCUUUUUGCUUGGCAAUGAUGGUCGUAUCGAGAUCAAUGGGAGUUGGGACAAGCAAUCAUCAUACUUUCAGAGUAGAAAAAGCAUUGUGAAUCAUCUGAAUCAAUUGCUACCUGCUGAUGUGCAAUCCCUGGAGAAGGCCCUUCUUAUUCUCAGUCAGGAGGUUAACAAGCUAGAGGGUAUGAGAAAGGCACUUUCUAUAUUUUCACAAUCAAUUGAGGCUGAUCCAAAAUCUGAAAUUCUGUGGAUAAGUUACCUUCUUAUUUACUAUGGCAGCAUCAAAUCAAUUGCGAAUGAGGACAUGUUCUCCCAUGUGGUCAAACACAAUGACAGGUCCUAUGGACUUCGGCUUAUGUAUAUCAACAGUCAUAUGCAUCUUGAUGAUCGGUUAGCUGCCUAUGUUGCCGCCCUCACAGCACUCUGCCGCCAAUCAUUUGCUUGUGAAAGGGUUGAAAUGAAUGCUAGCACAUGCUUUUUAGACUUGUUUUUGUAG